GACGAAGCACGAACUGCUCAAUCGUGCAAAAGGGGCGACUGCUCCGGUCUUUCGAACUCUGCACAGCCUCUUCUUCUCCUUCUCGUCACUCGUUCAGUUGUUUGGCCCCAACCAAGGAAAGACGCGAUCGAAGCCAGCAAGAAUCAGAGCUGUCGCACACUCACUCAUCUUCCCGCUGCAAUUCCCACCGCCAGUCUUGCCGAACACCAUUUCGACGACAAAAGACCUCAAUAUCAAAAUCCAUCAAAAUGAGCCACACACACGAUAUGGACAUGGACAUGGGCUCCGGCACAAGUUCCGGCGCCAGCGGGCACGGCAUGAUGGCCGUCUUCCAAAACUCGAUGGCCACAUCCCUCUACUCGGAAGCCUGGACGCCCAAGACAACCGGCACCUACGCAGCCACGUGCAUCUUCCUCAUUGUCUUCUCCGCCAUCUUCCGCGGUCUGUUGGCCCUUCGCAACUGGCAGGAGAACAGAUGGAUCGACGCCGAGAUGAAGCGCCGCUACGUCGUUGUUGCCGGACGAGGAACGCUGGCCGAAAGGGUCAGCAAUGAUUCACUGGCGAAGCCCAUGGUGCUGAGCGGCAACGGCGUCGAGGAGAACGUCACGGUCGUUCAGAGGCAUGGAGCGGAAGGGCGCCCGUUCAGGUUGAGCGUAGAUCCGAUUCGUGCGGUGCUUGAUACGGUUAUUGCUGGGGUCGGUUAUCUUCUCAUGUUGGCGGUCAUGACCAUGAAUGUCGGAUACUUCAUCUCGGUGCUCGGCGGGGUCUUCAUCGGCAGUCUUCUAUGCGGCCGCUACGCGACACAGACGGGUCACUAACGUGGCCUGUCGAUAUGAAUUUCUGGUUUUUUUCUUGUUUUUUUUUGGGCAUGGGAGUUUAGCAUUUGAUCGGCAUUUCAUCGGUUUGCGGUUGUCUAUUUUCUAUGGAGUUCGGAGGGGGGUAAUCUGGUCAGAAUUGGAGGUCAUGAAAACGGUUUGGCAUAGCUCGUGGAAACACGGUCAACAGGACGACAACUGCCUAGAACUAAUCACAGGAGUCAUAAUAGGCAUCAACACGAUCGCCAGCGCUCAUUGUCCA
Neurospora tetraspora is the source of this 1077-nucleotide messenger RNA. RefSeq names its product Ctr copper transporter. The record is from RefSeq and is a predicted model, not a curated record. The transcript is spliced from 2 exons. Gene Ontology annotation, molecular function: copper ion transmembrane transporter activity. NCBI's taxonomy places the organism in Eukaryota, Fungi, Ascomycota, Sordariomycetes, Sordariales, Sordariaceae. The coding region runs from base 249 to 818 and encodes 189 amino acids. Gene Ontology annotation, cellular component: plasma membrane. Gene Ontology annotation, biological process: copper ion transmembrane transport.